GCUUCAGUGUAAUCCGCACACUGGAGACACAUUCAGAGCAGCAACUAUCCUACAAACAUCUUUUGCUUGUAACUUGCAGUGUUUUGGAACACAUAAACCCCAUUAAACGAGAGAAGAGGAGCUGAGAUUGUUUCAUUUUUUGGAUUUCAAAAACAAGAAAAAUAUUUUACCUGUGACUUCAGAAUAGUCUACCUCAUCAUCAGCAAAUCAAAGGUGCAAAAAGGGAACAAAUCAUGAAGAAGGGAAAGGUGGGUGAUGACAAUGAGCCCCCCAGUUAUCAGGAGGUAACUGCAGGCUAUGGGGAGAUGGAGGCCCAGUUCGCCUGGGACGACAAGUCCAUCAGACGUACCUUCAUCAGGAAGGUCUACGCCAUUCUCAUGGUCCAGCUGUUUGUGACAGUGGCAAUUGUUGCUCUCUUCUCAUUUUGCGCACCUGUGAGGUUUUAUAUCCAGACUCAUCCAGGCUUGUACAUGGCGUCUUAUCUCAUGUUCUUAGGCACCUACAUCGCACUGUCCUGCUGUGGAGAGCUGAGGAGGCAGUUUCCUUGGAAUAUAAUUUUGUUAGUUCUCUUUACUUUGAGCAUGGCCUUCAUGAUGGGAUUUGUGUCAAGCUUUUACAACACCAAAUCAGUGGUUCUGUGUCUGGGAAUCACAUCUCUCGUGUGUCUUUCUGUCACCAUCUUCAGCUUCCAGAGCAAGAUUGACGUCACAUCCUUUCAGGGCGUCCUGUUUUCUAUGUGCAUGGUCAUGCUUCUCUGUGCCAUUACCCUCUCCAUUGUCGUCCCUUUUGGAUACGUUCCCUGGUUACAUGCCCUUUAUGCUGUGGGAGGAGCCAUUCUCUUCACUAUGUUCCUGGCAUUUGACACCCAGAUGCUGUUGGGGAACAAGCGCUACACCAUAAGUCCAGAGGAAUAUAUUUUUGCCACCCUCAGCCUCUACCUGGACAUCAUCUACCUGUUCAGCUUCCUGUUACAGAUCAUGGGAGGAGGCCGCGAGUAAAGCAUUUCUCUGAUACUGUACAUCUGUCUCUCAGCUCAACUCUUAACAAACUCAACAACCAACUUGGAUUUAUUACCCUCAUGAACAGGAUGACAUCAGGUCAAUACAGUUUUUCAUGAAUCACUAUUUUGAAGUUUUUUACCCCUUAUGUAAUCGUCCAUACAAUCCUGCCCUGACAUAGCUUACACCUGGCUGAUAUCUUACUGUAGUCGUUCACUCACUCUGGCCAUCUCUAUGUACUGUGUACUGUAUGUGUUUUUGUAUUGCUCCAGGGUCUACUGUGACCCCACCAUCCAACAGUGUGUGUUUAAACAGUCAAUAUGCUUAUAAGUGGACAACACACCAAAAAUGUAAGUAUGAUCUUUUUAUCCAUCAUUGAGCCAAAAAGGUAGCCUGACAAGGCA
Molecule: messenger RNA, 1402 nt
Organism: Sander lucioperca (pikeperch)
Lineage: Eukaryota; Metazoa; Chordata; Actinopteri; Perciformes; Percidae
Gene: faim2b
Product: Fas apoptotic inhibitory molecule 2b
Exons: 12
Coding region: 234-998 (254 amino acids)
Biological process (GO): negative regulation of apoptotic signaling pathway
Cellular component (GO): Golgi apparatus; membrane; endoplasmic reticulum
Source: RefSeq, a predicted model, not a curated record